AAAAGAUUUUCGAUAUUUACCCAUGUGGCUGCUCUUCAUUUCUCUGUAUUGAUCCAUAUUUCCACCUGGUAUCAUUUUCCUUCUGCCUAAAGGACCUCUUUUAACCUUUCCUGUAGUGCAGGUCUGCUGGUAAUGAAUUCCUGCAGCUUUCAUAUGUCUGAAAACAAAACCUUUAUUUCACCUCUGUUUAGAAGGAUACUUGUGCUGGUUAUGGAAUUCUAGUUAACAUGUUUGAUUUUUUUCAUGCAUUGCUUUAAAGAUGCUCCCCUGCUGUCUUGCUUGCAUUUUUUUCGGUGGGAAAUCUGCUGUCAUCCUGUAUUCAUUUCUCCCUUUGGCCACUUUUAAGAUUUUCUCUUUAUAAUUGAUUUUGAGCAAUUUGAUUACGAUGUUCCUUGGUGUAGUUUUCUUCAUGUUUCUUGUGCUUUGGAGUUGAUUGAACUUAUUGGAUCUGUGAGUUUAUAGUUUUUAUCAAAUUUGGGAAAAUAUUGGCCAUUAUUUCUUCAAAUAUUUUUUUCUGUUCUGCCUUCCAUCUCUUCUCUCUGAAGCCGAUCUUUGUCUGGCUCAGGAGGCAGUGUAUGUGUCCAUAUUUGCUUGGGGAAAAAGCAUAUGUAGUUUUGUUUUGUUUAUCUUAGGUCCAGGAGCCAACCCAGGGCAUUCUUGUUGGGGCUGCAGUGGCGGAAGGGAGCCCAGUGGGGGCGCCCUCCCGAGGCACUAUUUCCCACGCUGACUACCCAGUCCUCUGGCUGUUGAUGUCAUGAGUAACACCACAGUCCCAAUGUCCCCCCAGGUCAACAGUGACUCCAUGGGGGGCCGUGUGUGGGAGCCUUUCUUCCUCAUCACCCUGGUUGGGGCAGUAGGGGCUGUGGUAAUGUACAUCCAGAAGAAAAAGCAGGGGGAUCGGCUUCAUCAUCACCUGCUCCCCGUGUGCAGCUACAGCCCUGCUGAGAAGCUACACGAGGUUGAGCAGGAGUUCCUCUCUGGCGUGGGAAAGGUGGUACAUGGCUGGCAGAGUGGCUACCAGCUCAAGCAAAUGCUCUUGCUGGUGUCAAGACACGACCUGACCCCCUUACCCUGAUCUUCAGAACUUUCUGGGCCUGGAGCGCCCAAGAACCUGUGAGCUGCUGCUUCCCACUCCAGCUUGCACUCAUCCAGCGCUCCCUGCCGGAUACUGGGUGUCCAUUCCUCCUCCCACCCGUUCCCAGCAGCAUCUGUUUCAUAAGCCCCAGCAGAGCAACCAGUUCCCCCCUUCACCUCACUCCCCUCUAGGCCUUCAGUCUUUGUGGGCUCUAAGCCCACCACACGCUCCCCGGUGCUAAUGGGAAGUUUUCAUUUUGAAGUGGAAGGUUGGCCAAGAGACAGAGCUCUGCCCUUUCUAUGGGCAUCACUUUUGCUAGCCCUCCCUGCCUUUGCUUUGCAGUUGUUUCCAUGGUGAUAGGGCCUGAUGUAUAAUAUUCAGUACAUAUGUUUUGUAAAUAAAGCAUUUUGUGGAAAAAAAGAUCUUAGAGUAAGAUAGGUUUUGGAAAAACAUAUAAAUAGCAUGUAAACAACAGCCAUUAAAAAAAGGAGAAAAGAAGAAAAAUGAUAGAUACAUAUGAAAGCAGAAAAUGUUUAAACACUGGCAAAAAAAAAGAACAUACCCUGAAGAAAAUCAAAAGAUAAAUGACAAAAAGAGAGAACACAAAUGCAAUACAGGUAACAAAGAGGUAAUUACCUUAAUACACAAGACAACAUUUACAAAUAAAUAAGAUAAAGAUAGAAAGAAAAAGGAAGAAAGAAAGAAAGAAAAAGGAAGAAAGAAAGAAAGAAAAGAAAAAAGAAGAAAGGAGCAAAAUAUAAAAUGGUACUUCACAGAGAAAAAUGGCUGAGAAACAUGUAAAUGUGCUCAUCAUUACUAAUUUUAAAGACAUGCCUAUCGCAUAUACCAUUCCCCCACGCCCCACCCCAAAAGCUUGGCAGAGAUUAAAAACUUGGAAGUGACCCACCCUUAACGUUUGCAGGGUUAAAGCAACAAUACAAAUGCAACAGACAAACUACAAGUAAACCAUCAAAUAUUUUUUUCUCUUACCUUAACUAAUAUAUAUCAUUCAUAAUCUGAAAGGCCAGGUUCAAGUUUAGACUUCUUACACUCCUCAGACUUCUGCACCAAAGAUGGCACCCAGCCCCUAGUUCAUAGCUGCCCCUUCUUUUCCCACCCCAGCUCCAUCCUCCACUGUGAGAUGCCUUACGCUGUGUGUGUGUGUGUGUGUGUGUGUGUGUGUGUGUGUACGUGUACACCCAGCCCACACAUCCAAGCUCCCUCUACACUCCAUAUAUGGUUACCCCUUGGCCACCUUAGGGCCUAAGGAUGAAUGUAUCAGCCAUAUGCAUUCUGGAGGAUGGAUCUGGGAAGAGGCCUAUGCAGUCCCCAGAGGUAGGCUUAGGGCUCUUUGGGAAAGAAAUUCUAGGGUCUCAG
This is a messenger RNA of Physeter macrocephalus (sperm whale), 2452 nucleotides long. RefSeq names its product small integral membrane protein 29-like. The coding region runs from base 755 to 1075 and encodes 106 amino acids. The record is from RefSeq and is a predicted model, not a curated record. The transcript has a single exon. Lineage: Eukaryota; Metazoa; Chordata; Mammalia; Artiodactyla; Physeteridae.